Suillus paluster is the source of this 1077-nucleotide messenger RNA. Its product is annotated as Rad51-domain-containing protein. Gene Ontology annotation, biological process: chromosome organization involved in meiotic cell cycle; DNA strand invasion; reciprocal meiotic recombination. Gene Ontology annotation, molecular function: single-stranded DNA binding; ATP binding; ATP-dependent DNA damage sensor activity. The record is from RefSeq and is a predicted model, not a curated record. Lineage: Eukaryota; Fungi; Basidiomycota; Agaricomycetes; Boletales; Suillaceae. The coding region runs from base 50 to 1039 and encodes 329 amino acids. Gene Ontology annotation, cellular component: condensed nuclear chromosome. The transcript has 7 exons.
GUUCCCACUACUUAGCACAGUUGUUUUUAUUUUCUAGCAGCAAGGAAUCAUGUCGCAAGCAUCUCAGAAUGACGAAGCGCAGGAGGGCCUCUCCAUGUCUGGCCCCCUCCUAGUCGGCAAAUUGGAAGAAGCCGGAAUUCACGCCAAUGACAUCAAGAAGCUCUGCGAUGCAGGACUCAACACCGUCGAGGCCGUCGCAUUUACGCCUAAAAAGAAUCUAAUAGCAAUCAAAGGCAUCUCAGACGCGAAGGCGGACAAGAUCCUGGCAGAGGCCCAGAAAAUCGUCCCCCUUGGCUUUCAGAGCGCCACUGAAGUUCACGCACGUCGCUCUGAACUCGUUCACAUUACCACGGGCUCAAAGCAGCUCGAUGCUUUACUCGGAGGGGGUAUCGAGACUGGUGCCAUCACUGAGCUCUUUGGAGAAUUCAGGACCGGAAAAUCACAACUGUGUCACACAUUGGCAGUAACGUGUCAACUACCCGUGAGCAUGGGCGGUGGCGAGGGCAAAUGCCUCUACAUUGACACCGAGGGUACUUUCCGCCCUGCUCGUCUCCUCGCAGAAGUUCUAGACAAUGUUGCAUAUGCGAGAGCAUACAAUGCCGACCAUCAGAACUCCCUUCUCACCAACGCCAGUGCGCUAAUGGCAGAAUCAAGAUUCUGUCUUCUCAUCGUCGAUUCAUGCACAGCGCUCUAUCGCACUGACUUCAGCGGACGGGGUGAGCUAUCCGCGCGUCAGAACCAUCUCGGUAAAUUCUUGAGAACCCUCCAACGACUUGCAGAUGAGUUCGGCAUCGCCGUCGUUGUCACAAACCAGGUCAUGUCCAAUCCGGAUGCAUCAGCAGGACCAUAUGCAGGAAAUGAGAAGAAACCUAUCGGAGGAAAUAUCAUGGCACAUGCUUCCACGACCCGACUGCAGCUCAAAAAAGCCCGCGGAAACACUCGAACUUGCAAAAUAUACGACUCGCCCUGCCUUCCUGAGAUGGAGACUCACUUCGCAAUCUUGUCCAGUGGAAUUGGUGACCCCGAAGAAGAAACUUGAGCAUCACUACCCCCAUGCAAUUUGUAUUCUUGUAGCAU